AUCCAGUGCUUUGUGCCGCCUCUAAUGACGAAACAUCCGGUUGUGCAGCAGCCAUUUUGUAUGUCCAUGCAAGUCCAUCCCUCACGGUCGAAAACAGCAGUUCCCCCUUGGAAAUUAAAUACAAAUAUUGUGAUUUUGAGGACUUAUUAGCGGUUUAUGGCUAUCGGUAACCGAUUGAAAUUUGCGAUACAACAUUAAUAAGAAGAGGUUUUUGCCUUCGACGCAUGCGCCAGGUUUCUCUUGUGUAAGCGCUUGUUUAGGGCCGGAGGGUAGCUAUGUCGAGCGAGGAAAGCUACCUGGCAAUCCAACGAUAUCUGACUGACGAGCGGGAACCGUACGCGCCAGGUACUCAGGGCAACGCCAAGAGAAAGAUUCGCAAGGCGGCUACAUGUUAUGUGGUUCGGAACGGGACGUUGUACUAUCAGCGGCGACAGAAAGGCCUUGACGAGUUCACCGAAUUGGAGGUGGUGCUUCAGGCCGGGCGACGGAAGGAACUCAUCGACGAGGCACACAUCACUGCCGGAGGAGAGCACCUCAACCAGCACCAGACAUGGGACACAAUAUCUCAAAAGUACUGGUGGAGAGGCAUCUUGAAACAGGUGAAGGACUACAUUAGAGAAUGCAGUCAGUGCCAGGGGAAGCAGGAUCGAGGGCGAGGCUGGGCAGAGGACGCAGCGGGGGCACCGCUGGGGCGGAGGCGUUGGAGACGGCGGGCUGUUGCUGAGCCUGAUGACGAGAACGAGGAAGAGGAGGAUGAGGAGGAGGAGGAUAUCGGACUUUCUGAGUCCCAGUCCGUCUAUCACAAGCUCUCCAGAAACCCUUCUGCUGUGGCCAAGCACGAGCUUGUCUUUGUGGACAGUAAGGGCGUUGUGAAGCAGUUCCUUCCCAAACACGGACAGACUACGCUGGACAAGCUGAACCAGCAGCGCCUCCAAAAUCAGUUCUGUGACAUCACACUGCUGAUCGAGGGGGAGGAGUUUCGCGCCCACAAGUCCGUACUGGCCGCCUGCAGCGACUACUUCAGCCAGCUCUUUAUUGAAAAAGGGGCUGUGUCCAGCCAUGAGGCUGUGGUCGACCUCUCAGGCUUCAGUAAGUCCAGUUUCCUGCCCCUGCUGGAGUUUGCCUACACCUCCAGCCUGACCUUCAACUUCUGCGUGAUGGCUGAAGUGGCCACGUUAGCGCGCCACCUGCUGAUGGCCGAGGUGCUGCAGCUCUGCGAGUCCGUGCACAAGCAGGUGGAGGAGCAGAGGCUCAUGGUCUACCAGAAAGGAGACGUCCACACCGUGGUGUCCGGCCCAUCUGCAACGCCGCCGGCCCCUGCGGAGGAGGCGGGGGCGUACAUGGUCACGGUGCAGAGGGACGGCCAAGCGGUGGUCAGUCACAGCGGGGACGGGGGGGCGGGCGAGCCUGCCCCGGUGGUCACUCCUGACGGGGAACAGGCAUCAGAAGAGCCUGUGGCUGUGGUCACUCCCGGCGAAGAUGUAGGGGCAGACCAACCUUUGGCUGUGGUCGCCCCUGUUGGAGAGGUGGGGGCAGAUGAGCCCCUGGCUGUGGUCAUUCAGGGAGGGGAAGGUGAGGCAGGCGAGACCCUGGCUGUGGUCUCGGCCUGCUGGUCUGCGGAGGAGUCUCAGGCUGCUGAGGUUCCGGCAGAGGCGGCGGGGUUGGUGGUGCUGGAGAAGGGACCAGAGCCAGAGGCCUUUAUCAUCAGCGUGGAUCCUGGGAAAGUGGCCCCAACGGAGGCCCUUCAGCUGGCGGCCACAGCGCCCUCUACAGCGCCGGAGGAGGCAGCGACGAUGAACCCGAAGCCGACCGAACUCCCCCCCAAACGCAAGCGGGGGCGUCCCGCUAAGGUGAAGCAGGAGGUGGUGCUGGUGGAAGAGGCUCCAGAGGCUCCGGAGCCUCGAUCCGCCUUCGAGGAAAAGGUGGAGGGGGAGGAGAGUCCGGUGGACGACACCUACAAGGGGCGCCUUCGGAAAGGGCGCUCGCUUGGAGAGGGCGCGUACGUCCGCCUGCACAUGGGCCUGGAGGAACAGGCACCGGACAAGAAAAAAGCCCAGGCCCCUCGGUCUGCCAUCCAGAAGGUAGGAGAAGUGGCUCAGAGGCUGGUGAAGCGGGGUCGAAUGAUACAGCCCACAAAGAAGAAGGGGGCGGAACCCGGGGAGGAGGAGCAGUCUGGGACGGGAUUGACGGAGCCGGAGGUCGUGGCGGAAGGAGCCGUAGAGGGCGAACACACGUGUUCAGAGUGCGGAGUACUGUUUCCACGGCGAUACGACCUGAUUAUGCAUACACUGAAGCACGAGAAGACCCGUGGCUACAAGUGCAGCCUGUGCAAUAAGGAGUUCCAGUACGCCGCGUCGCUGCGCGCCCACAUCGCCCGGCACAAGCGGCAGAAGACCCAGCGGGCGGCGGGGACGCGGGCGUCCGCCGAGGACGAGGACGCCGGCGACGGCAAGGCCAAGAGCCGCACCAAGCGGGAGUUCGUGUGCGACAUCUGCGGGAAGACCCUGCCCAAGCUCUACUCGCUGCGCAUCCACAUGCUGAACCACACGGGCGUGCGGCCGCACACCUGCCGCGUGUGCGGCAAGGCCUUCGCCCACAAGCACAGCCUCAAGAUGCACCGCGCGCUGCACGACGCCCUCAAGCAGUUCCACUGCUCGCUCUGCGACAAGUCCUUCGUCAGCAAGAGGAGCCUGGAGGAGCACACCAGCAUCCACACCGGUGUGUCCAAGUACCUGUGCACGACAUGCGGCAAGGCUUUCCACCGAGCCUCUGGGCUGAGCAAGCAUCUGAAGAGGCACCAGCCCAGGCCGGAGGUGCGGGGGUUCCCCUGCUCGCACUGCGAUAAGAGCUUCUACGAGGCCAAGGACCUGCAGCAGCACAUGAACAAACACCUGGGGCUCAAGCCCUUCCAGUGCCAGGUGUGCGGGAAGUGCUACAGCUGGAAGAAGGACUGGUACUCGCACGUCAAGUCCCACAGCGUGGCCGAGCCUUUCAAGUGUAAUAUCUGUGGGAAGGAGUUCUUUGAGAAGGCCCUGUUCCGGAGGCAUGUGAAGAAGGCCACUCACGGGAAGAAGGGGAGGGUGAAGCAGAACCUGGAGAGAGAGUGUGAGCACUGCGGGAGGAAGUUCACCCAGCUCAGAGAGUACCGGCGCCACAUCAACAACCACCAGGGCGUGAAACCCUUCGAGUGCCUGACGUGCGGUGUGGCGUGGGCCGACGCCCGGUCCCUGAAGCGGCACGUCCGCACGCACACGGGCGAGCGCCCGUACGUGUGCCCCGUGUGCCAGGACGCCCACAUCGACGCCCGCACGCUGCGCAAGCACAUGACCAAGUACCACGGCGACUACCUCCCGGGCAAGAUCAUGCUGGAGAAGGACACCCUGCAGUUCCACAACCAGGGCACCCAGGUGGAGCACGCCAUCAGCAUCCUGGCCCCCGACCUGCCCCCCGAGCUGCAGCCGCCCGACCAGCAGCUGCUCGACGAGGAGAUCGAGACCGUGCUGGUCACCGAGGAGACGGUGGAGGCGGUGCAGGCGGUGGUGGGCGGGGCGGAGGACGCCGCCGGGGCCGUCAACACGCUCUCCGACCAGAGCAUCAUGCAGGUGGUGAACUACGUGCUGUCCCAGCAGACCACGCUCCCCGCCCAGCCCAAGCUGGACGAGGGCCGGCCCCACUCCCCCGACCUCAUCCAGACUGUGGAGGUGGAGGUGGCCCACAUGGCCGAGGUGGAGUAACGCUGGCGCGGAGGUCGGGUGUGUGCGCGCACGUAGCCCCAGCCUCAGCGCAGAACAACCGGCCUUAGCCAGCUGCACUACACCGAGCCUGUGCAGGCCGUGCUGCCAUUGGCCGAAACCUACGCCCGCUAGCGCCGGCUCAGCUGAUGGAAUGGAUACCAGUAAUGUCCGCUCACACCAGGAGCAGUAACUAGUGCAUUUCCUUUGUUAGCCUCUGAAGCAUACAUAAAAUAUACCUGGCAAACCAUAUGGAUUUCCACAGCUUUCCUCCUAUAAAUGUGUACUUUUAUGAUGUCCUGGCGUCAGUUGCUGUUCUUCAGGUUCACACUGGCCUACCAGGACUGGGCAGUGAACACUGGAGAUCCACCGAAAUGCAUCUCCAGCAUCAGACGCAUCUGUAGAGUAUUUUCUUUGAGCAGAGUGAGGCCCUUCCUCUCCAGCAGGAUGAACUUGUUUAUUUGUGUGCUGUAGAAUACACAGCUAUGAGGUCCCAUUGGGGACAUGGUGCUUCUGGCAGCACUUGUAAAUAAUUCUGCUUAAUGCGAGAGAAAUUAAAAGAGGAAAAGGAUA
Molecule: messenger RNA, 4304 nt
Organism: Anguilla anguilla (European eel)
Lineage: Eukaryota; Metazoa; Chordata; Actinopteri; Anguilliformes; Anguillidae
Gene: zbtb11
Product: zinc finger and BTB domain containing 11
Exons: 10
Coding region: 276-3734 (1152 amino acids)
Biological process (GO): negative regulation of transcription by RNA polymerase II; regulation of immune system process; regulation of cytokine production
Cellular component (GO): nucleus
Molecular function (GO): RNA polymerase II cis-regulatory region sequence-specific DNA binding; protein binding; DNA-binding transcription activator activity, RNA polymerase II-specific
Source: RefSeq, a predicted model, not a curated record